UUUCAGAGAUAUACCUUUCGUUUUCAUUGAAGUAGUUUGUUUCAUGGACGACCUUUCUCUCAGUGCAGUGAGCUGAGCGCGAGGAGAAUAAUGUGCUCUUGUGUUUCAGGACGGGUCAAAUCAAUCUUUGUAUGACAUGAGUGGGUUCUAUGACUUGAACGUACCGUUCGUGGAGCGCGGCGACACUAACGAUGUCCUCAAGAAAUUAGCUUCUGUGGGCUACAAAACAGUGGCUGUGAAUCAUGUAGUGGAGCUUGGUAAAGGUUGCAAAGCUAUUGAAAGUCGAGAAGGCCUAUUCUCUACUGAUGAAUCUUAUCAUGUUCCAGGCCAUCGUUUCCCGUUGCGUGUUAUCAAUCGCUUGACGUUGUCACUGACGGAAUACUCUCUUUUGCACCUUCUGUCUAAUGAGGUAGUGCAGCAGUAUGAUGUUCUGGCAAUGGCACCGACAUCGGAUAAGCAAUUCCAGAAAAUAUGUACGGAAGUCGAGGUUGACAUUAUCCAGUUGGACUUCAGCAAUCGGCUGCCGUUUGUACUGCGCUUACCUCCAGUCCGCGCUGCAAUUGACAGGGGUGUUCACUUUGAAAUCAUUUACUCGGCGGCUUUGAAUGAUAGCUUAGCACGCUGCAAUGUCAUCGCCAAUGCCAAGCAACUGGUUCGAGUAACACGUGGCAAGAAUGUGAUUGUGAGCAGUGGAGCACUUUCGGCGAUGCAAGUCCGUGCUCCCUAUGACGUCGUCAACUUGGGACUAUUGUUUGACUGGAGUAGUGAUCAAUCCAAGGCGGCUGUCAGUAAGCAUGGAAGAUCAGUGCUGUGCCAUGCAGAUGCUCGUCGUGGCCAGGGCAAGGCUGCAGUCAAGGUGAAAAGAGCAUGUAACUUAGCAGUAGGGCAACACUGGCAGGUCAAAAGCGUAGUAGAUUGCCGUCGGCGACAGACCUACAGCACUAGCAGUCAGGAGGACAGUCAAGAGGAUGAUUACGAUGAUGAAGAUACGCAGGACAGUGAAGCAAGCGAGGAUGAUGGUGAUGAAGCAAGCGGAAAGACUGGCGCUGAGGAAACUGAUGGGCAGGGUGAACCCGCGGCAAAGAGAAUGUGCCCAGGGCUGGCAAAGGACACAUCCGUGAUGCUAAGCUGAAGUGGCAACCACCAGUAGACACACAACACAACAAAACCAAGUCAGGGUCUAUUUCACUUUUCCACACCGAAGACAACAAUGAACCAAGCGCACACACACACACACACACACACGCGCGCGCGCGCGCGCGCGCGCAUACCAAUAAUGAUCAGAAAAUAAGAAGAAUAGUUACAGACUCAUAAAAACCCAAGCGUGGCCAGCACAUCUAAAAACUAAUAACAAUGUACGUCACGACAUAGAAAAAUAAUGCAACACGCAAUCAGCCAUGCUGGAUACUUCACAUAGUUUAAAAAAGGGUUGAGUUGAGCAUCGACUGAGUUCAUGACUAUUUCAAUGACUUCACAUGAUAAUCUGUAGAAAGAAAUGUGCAAUUUUAUGAUCAUGCCACAUCUUACUUAGCCUUGACGGAUUGCAUCACAGAUUUUUUUUAAUGAACUGUUUUCUUGAUAAGUUCUACUAUACUUCCUAAUAAUGAUGACGAUGCAAUAAUGAUGAUGCAGGAGCAAGC
Messenger RNA from Sycon ciliatum, 1640 nucleotides. Its product is annotated as ribonuclease P protein subunit p30-like. Lineage: Eukaryota; Metazoa; Porifera; Calcarea; Leucosolenida; Sycettidae. The record is from RefSeq and is a predicted model, not a curated record. The transcript has 12 exons. Gene Ontology annotation, biological process: tRNA processing. Gene Ontology annotation, molecular function: RNA binding. Gene Ontology annotation, cellular component: nucleolar ribonuclease P complex. Bases 137 to 1132 code for a protein of 331 amino acids.